AUACAAUCUCACUUUCAUGUAUUUUUGAUCGCAAUGCGAAUGUAGUUGGCUUGCACAUAGUAAUUCUAUUCUUUUCUUUCAUUCAACUGUCUUACUAGUCCAUGCAUGCUCUUAUUCGGACGACAAGGAGCCUCGGCCGAACCCUCCCCUUACACACUCGAAGAUGUCUUAGUGAUCGAGGUUACAGCUCAUUGAGAGUUCGGCCCCUGGCGUUACCGUCAAUCGCUUUAGGCUUCUUCUACCAACGAAAUACACCACAAAACACGAGUACUCAGUCACGAUUCAUUACAUCGACGUCAGAGGUCAUUUUCAAGGAAGACACCAUCUAUGCCUUGUCAACAGCACAAGGCCGGGCCGGCAUCGCCGUAAUACGCAUUUCUGGUCCCGGAUGUAUAGAUGUCUACAAAGGCCUAUGCCCGAACAAGGCAUUGCCAAAACCUCGAUAUGCAUCAGUCAGAACCCUCGUAGACGGCCAAGCCGGCGAGGAGGCACCAAUCUUGGAUUCAAACGCCUUGGUGCUGUACUUCCCCGGACCCAAGACAGUGACCGGAGAAGACGUCCUAGAACUUCACGUCCACGGCGGCCCCGCAACAUUUAAGGCAGUCCUCGCCGCGAUCCCGCGAUGCGCCUCCACCUCCGAAAGCAGCAGCAGCAGCAUCAUUCGCUACGCCGAACCAGGCGAGUUCACCAAACGAGCCUUCCUCAACGACAGACUCGACCUCGCACAGGUGGAGUCCCUGGGCGACACCCUCUCCGCCGACACGGAGCAACAGCGACGGGCCGCCGUGCGCGGCAGCUCGGGCAGUCUGGGGAGAACCUACGAAGGUUGGCGCGAGCAGCUCCUCCUGGCUAGAGGCGAGAUCGAGGCCCUCAUCGACUUCUCCGAGGACCAGCACUUUGACGAGUCCCCCGCAGAGCUGAUGAGCAACGUCAGCGCGCUCGUCGCCGACAUGCGGCACCGUAUCGGUGUCCACGAGCGCGCGGGCCAGCGGAGCGAGCUCCUCCGAAAUGGCAUUCGCAUCGCGCUGCUUGGUCCGCCCAACGUCGGCAAGAGCUCGCUGAUGAAUCUCGUCGUCGGCAGGGAGGCAUCCAUUGUCUCGAUGGAGGCUGGCACGACGCGGGAUGUUGUCGAGGUCAGCCUCGAUAUCCGGGGGUAUCUCUGCUCCUUUGCGGAUACGGCUGGCAUCAGGACGAGACUUGCUGCCGGUGGUGGUGGCGGUCUCUCUGAACCUGCGUUGGGCCUGGUUGAAGAGGAAGGUAUCCGGCGCGCGAAGCAAAAGGCCUCGGAAUCCGACAUCAUCAUCGUCUUAGCGGCCGUCGAGCCCAGCCCUGGCCCCGACGGCGGCUUCCACAUCAACUAUGACGCGGAGACGCUACAACUGGCGUCCGAAGCGCAGGCCUGCUUGAUCGUGGUCAAUAAGCGCGACGCCGUCGACGCCGCCACCUUCUCCAGCCUCCUUGAGCGCUUCAGAAACGAAACAGCCUCUCGAAUACCAAAUCUCCGCACAGCGGAGAUCAUCGCAAUCUCCUGCCGCGAGGCUGAAGCGCAAGCCAAGUCCCCCUCCGCCAGUGGCAGCGCCGGUCAAAAAGACCCGGGCGCGAUCCACGGGCUCAUCGACCGCCUGGUCGAGUCGUUCGCCGGCAUGACGGCCCUCCCCGUGGACCAGCAAGACCUGCUGGGCGUGACGGCUAGGCAGGCGCAGCUGCUCGAGCAGUGUCGUGGGUUCCUGGACGAGUUCAUGGCUGUCGCGCACCCUGAAGAAGAGGGAGAAGACGGUGGCGAGGAGCCUGAUAUUGUCCUGGCGGCGGAACACCUGCGUUAUGCGGCAGAUAGUCUUGCCAAGAUUACGGGGCGCGUCGAGGCCGGGGAUGUGGAAGAGGUUCUCGGUGUGAUUUUUGAAAAGUUUUGUGUAGGAAAAUAGUGAUUAGACUACUAUCGAAUCCCGGACGGCGAAGUCCUCAUAUAUCUAAAUCUAAUCUGUCGUAGACAAAGGAGAAAUAGGAGAAAUAGAGGAGAGAAGAAGAAGAGAGAUGCGAAUCAAAUCCGUCAACGCCGACCCAAUGCGACAAAAGAAACUAUUCCUCUUCGGGAAGAGGCACGCCAUGCUUGCUAUGCAGUCCCAAAUUCCAAUGAAAGAAGAGAGAGGAGGGGAAAGAAGGAGUGUGAUCCGUCGCGAUGCUACCAUUUACCCCAAACUCCGGCCCAAUGCAUGAGAUAAGAAAAGAAGAAGAAGGAUCGCCGCCGCCAGAACCCUUUGAAGCCCAAGCCCUCCAUGCUCGCGCAAGGAAAGCAAAGGGCAGGGUUGGCGGACGGAUGCAAGUGUUGAAAACGCCGGUCUAAUGCUGAUAGAAUAAAAAAUGUCGAGCUCGCAUGUCUGAUGCGGCGGGACUCGCUGUCUUAUUCAAGACAUUGAGAUAGCUGCGGCAGGAAGAUUGAAGGAUGCGAAGCCGGUAGCCGAGUCCUCGUGGGAUCAAAGAACCCAGGAGGGCCGUGGUGCGAAGGAAGGGUAAGACGCUUAUUUGUCCUCCUCGUCGUCGCCAUCCUUGUUGUAGCCGGAGCGGCCCUUGUUCUGGCCCUCGUCGUCGUCAUCGCCGUCCUUGUUGUAUCCGGAGCGGCUGCGGUCGUUCUUCUCCUCGUCGUCGCCGUCCUUGUUGUAGCCUGAGCGUCCGUAGACGGCGGUGGCGGGAGUGAACAGAAGAGUGAAGGCGGCCAUUGUGGUUGAAUUUGUGGGUUUUGUGUGUAUUGGAGGAAAUUGAGUCUUAGGUGGAAGGCGAGGUAGAUGGAUUGUCGAUGGUGUAAGUGGUUGAUGUUUGUUUGUAUAAGAAUGGAUACUUGAGAUUGUUCUAGGAUUGUAUGAGAGCUGUGUCUAAGCUUGUGAUGCUGGGUUGUGAAUGUGAUGAUGGAUCAUAUUCCUGCCUCAGAUGGGGAUAUAUCGAGUAGUUUAUAUAGGCCUCAAGGCAUCCAUAUUCUCUUUCAUAUCGAGAGACGGGGGUGGGUGUUGAUGAGGCUCAUCGUGUAGGGGUGAGGUACCUUAGACAGGUACGGAGUGAGAUCCCAGCCCUACCUGCCUUUACGAUUUACCUCAGCUCAAGGGGGGCAGAAGAAGAGAAACCCAGCCAUUGGUACCUCAACUUGGCAUCUCAGCCUCCGUGCGAAGGGGCGCGGACGCCCGGGAAACGGGUAUCGCAACGGCUUGGAGUUGGGGCGUUGGGCUUGUGUGGGAGAUUGAGAUACCUGCGAUGCUAGUUUCGGCACGGCCCCCACGGCUUCUCUGUCUCGCUCUCUCUAGGCAGCCCUUUUGCUUUCCAAAUUUGGGAUAUGUGGAGGGCGAUGACAUGUACCCAAGGCAACCAAAGAAGAUUACGACCGGGGGCGGGUAAUAGUUGGAAAAAAAAAAAAAAAGGACCCAUGAAGGACAAGUUUUAGCCUUCUUUCUACUGAGGUACGAGGAAGUAUCGUAACACCUUUCCUCUUCCCUG
Molecule: messenger RNA, 3480 nt
Organism: Colletotrichum scovillei
Lineage: Eukaryota; Fungi; Ascomycota; Sordariomycetes; Glomerellales; Glomerellaceae
Product: GTP-binding protein TrmE
Exons: 3
Coding region: 102-1922 (606 amino acids)
Biological process (GO): tRNA wobble uridine modification; tRNA methylation
Cellular component (GO): mitochondrion; cytoplasm
Molecular function (GO): GTP binding; protein binding; GTPase activity
Source: RefSeq, a predicted model, not a curated record